Molecule: messenger RNA, 1598 nt
Organism: Archocentrus centrarchus (flier cichlid)
Lineage: Eukaryota; Metazoa; Chordata; Actinopteri; Cichliformes; Cichlidae
Gene: pdk1
Product: pyruvate dehydrogenase kinase, isozyme 1
Exons: 11
Coding region: 375-1598 (407 amino acids)
Biological process (GO): regulation of glucose metabolic process; protein phosphorylation
Cellular component (GO): mitochondrion
Molecular function (GO): pyruvate dehydrogenase (acetyl-transferring) kinase activity
Source: RefSeq, a predicted model, not a curated record
GUGACUCUUUGAAUUUUCUGGCCGUGCUGUCUUCCUUUCCUUGUUGAUGGUUCUACCUCUAAAAGGCUAUUUAGAAACACUGUCCUGCGGCGGUGACAAUGGAGACUGAAAGUGCACCAAACUGCGGAACAGCAGAUCAAUAAUUACUUCAAGGAGUGUAUUUGCAAGCUGCUGAGGUUAGCCGACAAGCUAGUGUCAACACGGAUUAGCAAACCGAGCUACAGCCGCUGCUGCUGCUUUGCUGCUGUGGAUGCCACCGGCGAUUAUUAAACCUCAGUAAAUACUUUUGUAUUAUCUUUUUUUUUUUUUUUAAUUAAGUUACAGUUACAAGUUACAGUUACAGCUGGAAGCGAGGCGGUACAAGACGUGCCAGUAUGAGGAUUUUAAGGUUUCUGAGGAACAGCGUGUCCAUAGGAAAGGACAUCGACUACUAUUCCAAAUUUUCACCCUCCCCUCUGUCAAUGAAGCAGUUUCUGGAUUUUGGUUCAGAAAAUGCAUGCGUGAAAACGUCCUUCACCUUCCUCAGACAGGAGUUACCUGUGAGGCUGGCUAACAUCAUGAAGGAGAUUAACUUGCUGCCAGACAACUUACUGAGGACUCCAUCAGUCCGACUGGUCCAGAGCUGGUACAUGCAGAGUCUUCAGGAGAUUCUUGAGUUCAAAGACAAAAAUACAAAUGAUGAGAAAAUCACAUACGAUUUCACAGAUGCUGUGAUAAAAAUCAGAAAUCGUCACAAUGAUGUCAUUCCCACCAUGGCUCAGGGACUUGUGGAGUACAAGGAGGCGUACGGCACGGAUCCGGUCGUCAGCCAAAAUGUUCAGUAUUUUCUGGAUCGUUUCUACAUGAGCAGGAUUUCCAUCAGGAUGUUGCUCAACCAGCACACUCUGCUCUUUGGUGGGAAGGUGAAGGUGAAUCCUGCACACCCCAAACAGAUCGGCAGUAUUGAUCCACACUGUCGAGUCAGCGAGGUUAUCAAAGAUGCCUACGAAAAUGCAAGAAACCUUUGUGAUCGGUAUUACAUGAACUCCCCCGAGCUGGUACUGGAGGAAUUCAAUGCCAAAGAGAAGGCAGGACCCAUCACCAUGGUCUAUGUUCCAUCUCAUUUGUAUCACAUGGUGUUUGAACUUUAUAAGAAUGCCAUGCGGGCAACCAUGGAGUUAUACGGAGAUGCCAUGGAGUACCCUCCCAUCCAUACACAGGUUGCUCUGGGAACUGAAGAUCUCACAGUAAAGGUGAGUGACCGUGGAGGAGGCGUGCCGCUGCGUAAGAUCGACAGGCUGUUCACCUACACGUACUCGACUGCUCCGAGACCCAGCAUCGACGGUUCACGCGCUGCUCCUCUGGCUGGUUAUGGGUAUGGCCUGCCCAUCUCACGGCUGUAUGCCCGCUACUUUCAAGGGGACCUGAAGUUGUAUUCUAUGGAGGGUUACGGAACCGAUGCUGUGAUCUACAUACGGGCACUAUCCACAGAGUCCAUUGAGAGGCUCCCGGUGUACAACAAGUCGGCCUGGAAACACUACAAGACCAUCCACGAGGCCGAUGACUGGUGCGUCCCAAGCAAAGAGCCGAAGGACAUGACGACAUUUCGCAGUUUGUAG